Pleuronectes platessa (European plaice) is the source of this 1608-nucleotide messenger RNA. Its product is annotated as GPI-linked NAD(P)(+)--arginine ADP-ribosyltransferase 1. NCBI's taxonomy places the organism in Eukaryota, Metazoa, Chordata, Actinopteri, Pleuronectiformes, Pleuronectidae. Gene Ontology annotation, molecular function: NAD+ poly-ADP-ribosyltransferase activity; NAD+-protein-arginine ADP-ribosyltransferase activity. The transcript has 4 exons. Bases 260 to 1105 code for a protein of 281 amino acids. The record is from RefSeq and is a predicted model, not a curated record.
CCUCAGGAAAAGAGAAGGAGCUGCCUAGUGAGAUAAGUAUUUGUUUUCCACUUCCCAGUAAUUUGAUCUGCGUAGGAUCAUCACACCCCUGCAGUUUUCAGUGCGUGGACUUGAUUUUAUUUUCGCUGCUACCAGAAAUUAAUUCUCCUGACUUAAGACAUUUUUAUUCAAGUUGGGUCCUGAACAGCUUCUCUCUGAUUUUCUGGUGCAUGCAGCAGUCUGUGUGUGGACGGACACAGACGAGAGGAAGCCCUUUAAAAUGUGGCACAGACGAAAAGUGCUCCUUGCUGCAGUUGUUUUCACAGCCCUCUACUACAGAGUGGCAGCAGAGGACAUGAAACAACUGGACAUGGCCCCGGAGGCUGUGGACUACCUGUAUGAUAAAUGCAGUAAGGAGGCCAUGGAGAAAUUAAUCCAUUCAGGCCUGUUAAGACAAGAGCUGAACCUCACUGCAGGUUUCCAGAUAGCAUGGAGCGACAGCACCAAGUGUUCCAAGCUGAUCCCAGGAGGAGUCAAAGAACAUACUGCUGCACUACGGGCAUAUGUCAACGGUGAUACGGACUUUAAAGAAACCUUUAACAACCAAGUGGAGACCAUGGGCAGGAACGUUAGCACCUAUGAGAACAACUUCAAUUUCAAGUCGCUCCACUUCCUGCUCAUGGAUUACAUGGUGCGGCAGAAGCCACAGACUUGCAAGAGUGUGUAUGUUAUGCCAGAGAAAAAAGUCACGGCAAAACUUGGUUCAAAAGUGAGACUGGGGAGGUUCACCACGGCCGAGUUGAGCUUUACUAAACUAAAGAAAAUGCAGGAUUUGGAGGAUGAAGUGAUUUUGAACAUCACAUCUUGCUUCUUUGUCAAAUUGGGGGAAAACAUUUGCAGUAAGCUAAUAGACACUGUCUUGUUGAGUCCAGCUGAAGAGUUCAUAGUGGAGAGCGAAACUGUCAAAACUUAUGACCGUGAGACGUACACUGAGAUCUACCUGAACGCCACAGGUCAGCUGGGCUCGCACGACUGCGACAUCUUCUCACGGUCUCCAGCUGUCGUCUCCACCCAUGUGUGGCUUGUGUUGGUGCUUUUGUGUUUCUCUCUUUCCCUCUUUUGUUGAGUAAAAGAAAUCUCAGACCGGUCAUUAAACCGUAAAAUACUGCUUCGAAAUUUACAGUUGAACAAUGAACAACUGUUUUGCUGUAAUGCAAUGACGGUGUUGCAAGCUGCCAAAUUAUUGUCUUGCUGCUUUUUAAAUCACUUAUAAUCCACAUUUUAUUCAUUGUUUGUAUAAUAUGUCUUCACGUUGUCCAAAGCCCAAAUAUUCCAGAUACCUCUUACACUGGUGUACAUUGGUCCUGUCAUCAAUCUUUAUAUACAACAUAUGUUUCUGAACUAAAACCCUUGUUUGUUUAUGCAAAUCAAGCAAUGCUUACUUAGUAAUUUAGUAAUUCCAAGAUAGUCUAGUUUGUUUUUUAUCGUUUUGUUUGUAUUUUAUGCUUUUAUCAGUGACGCACGUUAAAAAGAUGAUCUCUUAACUCACCAGGAUGCUCCAACAGAGGCAGCCUCAGUUGAUACCAGCAGCUUUUAGACGUAUGAGUUGAAAUAAAAUGGUUGAACUCC